GACUUUUCCAGAUACUACCGUGAUAUGUAUCAACUUGAUAAUAUCAUAAGCCAUUAUGGGUUUGAUGCUGACUUAGGGAUGUCUUGAAGCUUUGACAUUCCUGCCACCUAGGAGGUCACCAUGAUUACGUCAUCAUUCAUUCCAAUGUUCAGCUUGUACAGCACUACAUCCUAAGCUUCCAACGACAUUCAACAUUCGAUUCAAUUGUUUCUAUACCAAAAGUCUCAUACACCCACUAUAUUCAACAUUUACUUGCACGUAAAAUUACAAAGAUGGUCGUCGCCGGUACAUAUUCACGCGUUCAAAGAACUAUUGAUCGCGUUGUAACCCCUGAACGGAGAUCCCAGUUUUAUGGACAAGUUUCCGAGUUCUUUCAGGAACAACCCCUUAUUGCUACAUUCCUCCUCGCAACCCUGAGCAUCUCUCUUGUGCCUCUCUUCCUCUUUACAACAUUCACCCUCUCGGUCCUCGCGCUCUCCUUCGUAUCCGCUAUUCUCUUCUCGUUCUUCUGGAUCGGAAUUGCUUUACUCUUACUUGUGCCAACUCUCUUCGUUACUUGCGGACUGGGAAUUCUGGUAUGGGUAUGGGCUGUUAGUUCAUGGGUUGUGGCAAGAUGGCUUUAUGGAUUUGUGCCUGCGAGUAAUGGGGCGGGAGAAUUGAGAUUCCCGAACGGAAAGAAAAUGGUAGUUAAGAAGGAGGAGGGAGAGGCGCCAAGAGCGGAAUAUAGAAAUGGGAUUUGACUACGCGAUGCUAUGAGAGUUCAGGUUGAAGACGGUCCGCGAAGUGGGGAGCAAGGGUGGUAGAUAGGUAAUCGGGAGAGCUUGGAGUAUCUUGGUUGUAAGAGUAGAAAUUUGGGAUUAUGGAAAUAGAUGGAUGAACGGGGCGAACGGGGUACAUAGAAUGGGAUAUUAGGGAACUUUGAAUAGGAAUGGAAUACGGAUAAGUUUCCUUCAGCCAAUUUCUCCUGGAAUUAUUUCAUUUGCAUUGUCAUGAGUUCUUUAUCAAGACGAAGUUUUGUCUUGAACUAGAUCCUAUUCUAGUUUAAUGAUAUACUCAAAAUGCACUCUUUAAUUCA
Botrytis cinerea B05.10 is the source of this 1075-nucleotide messenger RNA. RefSeq lists its product as hypothetical. The record is from RefSeq and is a predicted model, not a curated record. NCBI's taxonomy places the organism in Eukaryota, Fungi, Ascomycota, Leotiomycetes, Helotiales, Sclerotiniaceae. The transcript is spliced from 2 exons. Bases 273 to 740 code for a protein of 155 amino acids.